Molecule: messenger RNA, 1190 nt
Organism: Theobroma umbraticum
Lineage: Eukaryota; Viridiplantae; Streptophyta; Magnoliopsida; Malvales; Malvaceae
Product: golgin family A protein
Source: RefSeq, a predicted model, not a curated record
AAAAAAAGAAAGAACGAAAGAAGGGGAGAUCUAAGGAGAGGGAGGGGGAGAGAGAGAGAGAAACAAAAAAGGAAAAUUCCCUUUUAAUUGAGGGGCGAGUCAGGGCAAAUUCGCCACCGAUCUAACGCGGACGAGUUAAUGGAAGGAGUGGGGGCUCGACUCGGGCGGUCCUCCACUCGGUACGGACCGGCCGCGGUGUUCACUGGGCCGGUAAGGAAAUGGAAGAAGAAAUGGGUUCACGUUUCCCCAUCUAACAACGGCAGCAGCGGCAGCAGCAAUAACAACAGCAGUAAUCACUCUCAAAAUCACCUCAGCAGCAACGGUACUUCUAACGGUAAUAACGGUUCGCAUCUCGUCCUUUUUAAGUGGACCCCAAUUUCGCAAAGCCAAAACAACAACAACAGCAAUAACAACAACAACAAUUCCAACAAUGGCAACAACAGUUCCUCCAAGGACGAUGCUGUGGCGGCGCCCGAGGAGCCGCCGAGGCGGAAAUUUAAGUACAUUCCGAUCGCUGUGUUAGAGGAACAGAAAAAAGAAGCUGCAGAAAAUGAGGCUGAAGAAAACGUUGAUGAUGAAGCUAAACAAAGCGAGGCUGACCCUAGUGCACCAGAGCCAACCUCCAGGAAUGACGGUUUCGAUGAAAAACCUGACAUUAAUGAUGUACCUAUGGAAGAAAGUCAGGAGGAUAAUAAAAUAGUACGACAAGAUCUGAAUGAAAGCACUUUGGAUUUGAGUUUGGGUUUGACAGCCCAUGAUGGUGAAUCUGAUUCAAAAUCAAAUCGCGAUGGACAGUUGGAAAGAGUGAAAUCAAGUAGCGUCGGGAGAUGAGUGUAGCUGUGGAGGUCGAUUGAGCUAAUAUAAUGAUGCAGAUGACAAGUAGACAUAUUGGCCUACUUGUUUAUGGCUUAUUUUUUUAGAGAUUCAAUUUUCCCUUCGGCCUUGUAUCUUGCUGUUGGUUGUCUUAAGCUAAAUGCAUUCAAAUGGCUUAUCAUUGUACUUUUAGUCUUGAUACUUCCCCGCUGAGCUGAUUGCAAACUUGUAUUGAUUGAGAACAGAGUGACAAUCUAUUUUUUGUUGGACAUCCAAUAUUGUUCUUCCCCCCACCCCUUAGUUUUGUAGGACACCUUGGGACAGAAUAUGUUGGACAUACAGAUGAAAUUGGUUCUCUCAAUAGCUUUUUAUGGAAA